AUGAUGACGCGACCCGUUGUGUGUUUGCUAGUUUUUAUUUUGAGUGUUGCCUAUGUUUGUUUGGAAGGUGACGCGAAAUCUUGUCCGGAAAAUGGACUUAAUAAAGAUGGUUCUAAUUGCACUUCUGAUCCUCCGCGUACUCCUGAAACCAUUACUACUGUUUCUGGAGGUAGUAGUAGUGAUCGAAUAUUUAUAUCUCUCUAUGGUGAAGAAAAGGAGUACCCUGUGCCACCCUCUACUGGAAGUUCUAACUCUGGUACCACAAGGAGUUCCACUAGGGCACAAGAUCAGGGUGCGCCCCAAGGCCCAGUUGAGACGGCACCGGAUGUGGGUGGUGCAGGACAACCAACACUCUCUAAAAAUCCAGAAAUAUCUUUACAAGGAAACCCAAAUGAUCGAAACGGUUUGAAUGAAGGAGAGGGAGGACAACAUCCCGUUUCUCCCACCGCCCACGAACAAAGUAGAGGUGUUAAAGACAGUUCAUCGGUUACUUCUGCCACUCAACCGGGCCACAGUAAACCUGGUACUGGAGGUGAACCCAAUCUUGGAGAACAAAUCCAACCUCCAGAGUCUACUCCACCUACACAAGGUAACCAAGGAUCAUCAAAUAACACAGGGGAUAACACUACAACAGGCGAUUCUAAUACUACCCAGGAAACAUCUCCUGCAGAGGCAAGUACAACUAACGCAACAGCUUCACAAGAGAAUGGUAAUGCUGAUUCAACGGCCACCAACACUAAUACUACCACAGAAGCACCAACCACCACUCCAUCUCCUGUUCCCGUAACUGACCCACAGAUCAGCAGCAUUGCCCCCACUGUACUGAGGAACAAGGCCAGUGUUGACAGCAGUAUCAGUCCUGUGUGGAUGCGCACUGCAGCACCGCUGCUGAUUGUAGCUGUGUUGUUCUCCGUUACCCUGUACUGA
Trypanosoma theileri is the source of this 927-nucleotide messenger RNA. RefSeq lists its product as uncharacterized. NCBI's taxonomy places the organism in Eukaryota, Euglenozoa, Kinetoplastea, Trypanosomatida, Trypanosomatidae. The record is from RefSeq and is a predicted model, not a curated record. The transcript has a single exon. The coding region runs from base 1 to 927 and encodes 308 amino acids.